Molecule: messenger RNA, 2852 nt
Organism: Spodoptera litura
Lineage: Eukaryota; Metazoa; Arthropoda; Insecta; Lepidoptera; Noctuidae
Biological process (GO): triglyceride biosynthetic process
Cellular component (GO): plasma membrane
Source: RefSeq, a predicted model, not a curated record
GCGGCACGACUGGCCCGACCUACGGCCGCGGCCCUCACUCGCCGACCGCACCGCGCCUGCGCCACACCGAGCGCGCCUCCCGCCAUCUUUUCAAAACUUUACAACUGACAAUCUGACAAUCAAAAAUAUCGGACGUUUGUGUUGCACUUUGAUGACUUGACGGUGAUAAAAAUAAAAGCCAGCAGUCUUCGUAAGAAUAUGACCUCAAAGCGCAGAGGCGUGCGCGCGCGCCUCGCGGAUGAGUUCUACACGUAUUGUGCGUUUUGGGUCGCUGUGUCUACCCUACCCGUGCUUGCCGUUUCAUAUAUUGUCGUACGAGUAAGCAAAUACCUCUGGCUGAAGCUACUGUCCAGCAGGUAUCCACACCUAGAAUUUAUAUGGACAGACACAGUGCGCACUUUACUCGAUACUCACAGAAACCAGGGAAUCAUCAAUGUUUUACUCUCUGUAAAAGGCACAUUAGAUCCAGAACAAAUAAAGAAUCAUCUAACUGACCAUGUAAUCAACAAACGGGAUAAGAAUGAUGGCAUCAUGUUCCCGAGACUGCGGCAUCAGCUGGUAUCCAGAUGGGGGAACUAUGCGUGGAACCCCAGCGUGAUAUUCAGGCCCGAGAACCACUUCAUUGUGGCCAGCGCCGUCUAUCGGGGGCGACAAGUCGGCGAACAUAAUAUUCAGGAAUACGUGAGUGAUAUUGUAUCAAAAUACUUCGCAAGUGACCAAUCUCCGUGGCAGUACAUCGUCAUCCCAUGCGUGUCUGCAGAACCUAAGUACUACAUCCUAGUCCGCGUACAUCACCUCCUGCUCUCAGGGAAGAAGUCUUUGAACAUCGGCGACUUGCUCCUCAUGGAACAGAUCAACCCUUCUGACAGAAUCAUUGUAUCACCGGCAGAGUACACACAACAAAGUCCAUUAACACAACUGUCCCCCUCACCAUCAGCUAUUCCUGAGCUAUGGGGCAAAGUCAAUGAGAACCUAUCGAAUGCCUGGAAUGAGUUUGUAUCAGAAUACGAUCCAGUAGAAAGUCCAAGAGCCCUAAAAACUCUACCUGGAGCAUUCCACGUGGCAGGUCUAGUUCUAAUUGCAACUGUGAGUGCACUGAGAGAACUUAACAAGAAGUCUAAUGGCAGAGAUACGUCUUCAGAAGCUCCUGUCACUGCACUGACACUUUUAGCGGCAAUCCAAAGAGAAUGUAACAGGAGGAAUUUAACUAUACCAAAGAUAAUCAUAUCACCACUAAUAACAGCGGACCCUAGAAAAUGGCCGGGAAUGGCAAUCGGUGCAAUUUUCACAUCAAUGCGUCACUUCUUUGUACUGCCGCUUCGCGUUCGCAACGAACUGAUUGCUUUGAACGAGUUACGAAGUUGUGGUCAUGCGAGACAACCAGACACACUGACGUGGAAGUAUGCAGAGCUGGCGCAGCUGUGCGUGGCUGCUGUAAGCGAGGCUUGCCAAGGAGUACUCGAAGUAUAUCGUGCUCCUGCCAGACUUUGGACUGAUACGAUCGGAGCUGACGAUGGGAACCGACAUGUGCUGCAGACCGUGUCUUUGUGCGGGAGAAAGGUAACAGCAUGGUCGCGGCCCGUGCCUCGAGCGGGAGUGGAGCGCGCAGCUCGAGCGCUCGACGUGUCCUCAACUGACAUAGCGCUGUACGCCGUCACAGAAGCAUUGAGGGCUUUCUUCGACAACUCACAGUCACACGCACCUGAAUCGGUUCUCACAACCGCACGAGCAGCACAUGAGGACUUCCUCUACACCUUCGCCGAGGGACACGGAAAGAGUUAUAAGAAGUCACAAACUGGAGUCCAUCUGUUUAGGGAAUUCAUCAUCAUCGUCAUCAACAUAUCAGCCACACGACGUCCACCGCUGACAAUAGGCCUACCACAGUUAGGUAUGGUAUGUCUGUCACUGACGCCGGGUGCGUCACCGCGUCGUGUGAGCGCUGUAGUGCGGCGCGCAUGCGAGCGACAACGCGCGCUCGCAGCUGGUUGGGCGGCGCAAGCGCGGUUUGGAGCGUUGACGCGCGCAAUACCAUCUCCACUCGCACGUCUGAUACUCAAUCUAGUGUCACGACGUUAUGCGCUCUCUUACGCCGAGAUUGACGCGCCGCCUCACACGCCUCCACGACAUACGCUGUGGGGACAAGAGGUCGAUGCCGUCGUGUAUUGGAGACCUCCUCAAGCGAAUAUAAGUAUGUCGCUAACCGUGAUUCAGUACGCGGACACCGUACGUCUAGCAGUAAUGGCGGACGCACGGCUGGUGCCGUCUCACAUCAUCCCGGCCACUCGCUGGCCUACCGCCAUCGAACAGCUAGUCGCUAAGAUCGACCAGGAAAUUGCCAAGAUCACUGCUAGAGCGCACCUUGCCGCUGGAACUGUACCACGAAUUAUUACCCCAGAAGAGGUACCAAGUACUAGCGCGGAGAGUCAAGAAGAUACAGAAGAUGCAGAAGACUCUGGAGAUACUUUACGACCUCCACCGACUACGGCAGUGAGCCCACCUCCCAUGCGCCGACGUAUAGCCAACUAGUUCAAUCACUAGCUUCUAGCUAAGCGAAGUAAAUUCAAUACAGUCAAGUGGCUCUGCCACACCGGGGGCAGGAAUUUACCAAGUUACCGACACGAGAUUGAAGUAAAUAGGUGGAAAGUGGACGUACAGACUCAUCAUAUAAACGAUGAGAUGACUGCUAGUUAUAUACAAACGUGAUAAAUUGUGUGUUUAUCUAUAUUAUUAUGUUGACAUUCGAGAGUACCUAAUUACAUAAGUCGUUAUUAUAUCUGAUGUUAUGAAACUGUGAUCAUGUCAAUGUCAAUUGUUAGUUAGUUAUGAAAUUUAUUAUUGUUUUUAAUAAAAGU